Molecule: messenger RNA, 1876 nt
Organism: Rosa chinensis
Lineage: Eukaryota; Viridiplantae; Streptophyta; Magnoliopsida; Rosales; Rosaceae
Product: serine/threonine-protein kinase BSK5
Exons: 10
Coding region: 199-1662 (487 amino acids)
Biological process (GO): protein phosphorylation; brassinosteroid mediated signaling pathway
Molecular function (GO): protein kinase activity; ATP binding; protein binding
Source: RefSeq, a predicted model, not a curated record
CCUUUGAACCUUCUUAGCGAAAUCCUUUCCAUUUUUCAACUCCGAACCUUCGUACUAAACUUACACAUAGAAAUUUCCGGUCAUUUGCCAAGAGCCUCAAACCUUCUCACUCUCUCUGCGUUUUUGGAGGUAGUGGGAGUUGAAAGAGAGCCAAACGCCUCAAACCAUAUCACUCUCUUCGCUUUUAUAGAGAUAGAAAUGGGUGCCGGAUUCUCUCUUUGCUUCCGGCCAUCAAAUACGAUAUCCAAUCUCAACGACUCGUCGGAAUUAGAGAACUUAAGCAAGGAAAGUUACUCGCUGCCUGAGUUCAGCUUGAACCAACUUAAAGCUGCCACAGAGGGAUUCUUGCCGGAGAACAUUGUUUCCGACGACGGGGAGAAAGCUCCAAAUGUUGUCUACAGAGGCAUGCUCGAAGAUGGCCGUUGGAUCGCCAUUAAGCGCUUCAAGUACUCGGCUUGGCCUGAUUCCCUCCAAUUUCUUGCUGAGGCUAGAGCUGUGGGGCAGCUGAGAAACAAACGUUUGGCGAAUUUGAUAGGGUGUUGCUGUGAAGGCAAUGAGAGAUUGCUUGUGGCUGAGUUCAUGCCUAAUCAAACUCUCUCUAAACAUCUGUUCCAUAGGGAGUCCCACCCCAUGAAAGGGACUAUGAGGUUGCGAGUGGCUCUGUAUCUAGCACAAGCUUUGGUGUAUUGCAGUAGCAAAGGGCGGCCAUUGUACCAUGAUCUUAAUGCCUCUAGAGUCCUGUUUGAUCAGAAUGGAAAUCCCAGACUAUCCUGCUUUGGCCUUAUGAAGAGUAGCAAAGAUGGCAAGAGCUACAGCUCCAACCUAGCUUACCCUCCAGAAUACACCAGGACAGGAAGAGUUACACCAGAAAGUUUGAUUUAUAGCUUUGGGACCUUAUUGCUUGAUCUGCUCAGUAGCAGUCAUACCCACCCAAGCCAUGCAGUAGAUCUCAUACACGACAAAGGUUUCCUGAUGCAUUUGGACUCAUGCUUGGUGGAUCAUUUCUCAAAAGAUGAUGGAAAUGAGCUGUUGCGGUUAGCUUCACAAUGCUUGCAGUUUGAUCCUUGUAAGAGACCAAAUCAUAAGUCUCUUGUGACUACCCUCAUUCCUCUUCAGAAAGAAACAGAGCAGGUUCCAUCAUUCGUUUUGAUGGAUAUUCCACAUGGAAAUGUGCCUCCAAAGCAAUUGUCACCUUUAGGUGAAGCUUGCUCAAGAUUGGAUCUUACUGCGAUACAUAAAGUACUGGAGAUGGCUGGAUACAAGGCUGAUGUUGAAUCUGAGGCUGAAAAGGAACCUUCUUUCGAUAUGUGGACUGAUCCAAUGCAGCAAGCACUAAAUUCCAGGAAGCAGGGAGAUGCUGCAUUUAGAGCUAAAGACUUUGGUACUGCAAUAGGUUGUUACACAAAAUUCAUUAAUAGUGGGAGCUUGGAAUCCCGAACCGUGUAUGUUAGACGUUGCUUGUGUUACUUGAUGACUGACAGGGCAGAAGAAGCUCUUAAAGAUAGUAUGAAUGCCCUAGUACUACACCAUUUAUGGCCGACUGCCUUCUAUCUUCAAGCUGCUGCCCUAAAGAUCCUAGGGAUGGAUAAUGAUGCAAAGGAUAUUCUGAAAGAAGGUGCAUCAUUGGAAGCCAUGAAAAACAAAAGAGCUCAGAUUGUAUAAGUCUAAAUUCCCCCUUCUUUCAUUCAAACUCGUAUCUAGUUUUCCAAUUUUUAUAUGUGUUGAGCAAAAUUCAAACUACUUGUUUUGUUUCCACUUGUAUACUCAUAUAAUGGUACUAUAUAGUUUGGGUUUUUCUGAGUUUCUAAUCUGUCCUUGGAUCAUAUCACCUUUUGUACUAUAGAUUUUGAUGCAUCAAUACACCCAUUAGUGUUUA